AUGUGCUUACAAGGGCCUGCGGGUGUUAUUCCUGGUGCCCCUGGGAUCCCAGGUCGGGAUGGAUUCAAAGGAGAAAAGGGGGAGUGCCUGCGGGAAACCUUCGAGGAGUCCUGGACACCUAACUACAAGCAAUGCUCAUGGAAUUCGCUGAAUUAUGGCAUCGAUCUCGGAAAAAUUGCGGAGUGCACAUUCACGAAGAUGCGCUCGAACAGCGCGCUCCGCGUCCUGUUCAGCGGCUCGCUCCGGCUCAAGUGCAGAAGCGCGUGCUGCCAGCGCUGGUAUUUCACGUUCAACGGAGCUGAAUGUUCAGGGCCUCUCCCCAUUGAAGCCAUCAUUUACUUGGACCAAGGAAGCCCUGAACUGAACUCAACAAUUAACAUCCAUCGCACCUCUUCUGUGGAAGGACUCUGUGAAGGAAUCGGUGCCGGGUUAGUGGAUGUUGCCAUCUGGGUGGGUACUUGUUCAGAUUACCCCAAAGGAGAUGCCUCUACUGGAUGGAAUUCAGUGUCUCGCAUCAUUAUUGAAGAACUACCAAAAUAAAUUCUUUCAUCUUCAUUCCCUACCUCUUUUUAGUAUACCUUUGACUGGCUAAUUUUAGUGACAUUUUAUAUAAUUUUUAGGUAGACAUCUGAAUGAAAAACAAAGAUAAAUGUGUUUACAGACCAAAGUGUGAUUUCACACAAGUCCAGUAUUAUUCAUUUUCCUUCACUCAGAUGGUUUGAGGAUUUUGUAGUUGAAUAGAAUGUGUACUUUCUUCAUAUUCCCCCGUUCCUGGAACCUAUAAUUUAGAAUGUCAUUGUGGUCUUUAAUUUUUCCCAUUCUCUUAGUAUAGCACUUUUUUAAAAUAUAAAAGCUACCAGUCUUUGUACAAGUUGUAAAUGUUCAAAAUUGUUUUAUAUCUGUGAAAUAAAACUUAUUUCAAAUAA
Molecule: messenger RNA, 926 nt
Organism: Myotis davidii
Lineage: Eukaryota; Metazoa; Chordata; Mammalia; Chiroptera; Vespertilionidae
Gene: CTHRC1
Product: collagen triple helix repeat containing 1
Source: RefSeq, a predicted model, not a curated record